Molecule: messenger RNA, 1155 nt
Organism: Zingiber officinale
Lineage: Eukaryota; Viridiplantae; Streptophyta; Magnoliopsida; Zingiberales; Zingiberaceae
Product: probable WRKY transcription factor 65
Exons: 2
Coding region: 120-914 (264 amino acids)
Biological process (GO): regulation of DNA-templated transcription
Cellular component (GO): nucleus
Molecular function (GO): DNA-binding transcription factor activity; transcription cis-regulatory region binding
Source: RefSeq, a predicted model, not a curated record
CUUAUUUCAACCGCCUCUGCUCAGUGCAGGUGCUCAAUGCUUUCCUUUCAUCGAGUGGAUUGUUGAGAUUUUCAAUCAAUCAUGGACUCACACUGGAAUCUCGGCCACGAAUUCGCUGCAUGGGAGGCGGCCGGAGUGCCGCCGGAGUACUCUGGAGACCCGAAACCUAUCCACCUCUAUCCUCUCUCCAAUUCCAAGAGAAGCCGCCGGGCUGCCCAGAAGAAGGUGGUGUCGGUCCCCGUGGGCGACGCAGAGGGAGUCCGUGCCGGCGAGGCGUUCCCGCCCUCGGACUCGUGGUCUUGGAGGAAGUACGGACAGAAGCCCAUCAAAGGUUCCCCCUUUCCCAGGUGCGCGUCAGUUUGAAGAAAUCGAGGCUUGUUUUGUUGUGCCUGAUUGGAUUUAGGGGCGGGCGAUGCAGAGGCUACUACCGGUGCAGUAGCUGGAAGGGUUGCCCGGCGCGGAAGCAUGUGGAGCGCGACCGGCUCGAUCCUGGCGUGCUCCUCGUCACCUACUCUUUCGACCACAAUCACCCCUGGACUAAUCCUACGGCCGGCCGCAGCCGCCUCCACCACAAGCAAAAGCCUCAGGCAGCGGAUCCCCAUCCUCCGCCGAUGAAGGGGGAGGAGGAAGAUCCCGGGACACUACCGGUGGCCGAUGCCGAAGACGGGUUCCGGUGGUUCUCCGACAUGGCCUCCCCUUCCUCCACCUCCGCCUGCUCUGAUGAACUCCUCUUCGGUUCCAUCCUCUUCGACGGGAUCGAAACAGCGGCGGAAGGGGAGGCUGACGAGAGGACGGAGGCGGCUGGGGAGGAAGGGGAGGACGCGAUGUUCGCGGAGCUGGAAGAUCUGCCGGAGUACUCGCUGGUGCUCCGCAGGGGACAGGCGGCGCCGUCGUGGAUCAGACCAACCGGUUAAAUAUUGGCCGUUGAUUGCGGCCAGGCAAUUUCUUAGCGGCGUGUGAUCGGCUUAAGUUAUCUGGGUUUCUGACGUAUGCACAAAUCCCCCUCCCUUUGGCCUUUGUUACUUUUUUUUUUAAUUUGACUUGACUUGUCCUAUUUUCGUGGGUACUUCGCGAAUUUGAAAAAUAAUUAAAAAACACUGUUAAAUUAGUGGUGUAUUUAUUUGUUACCCGUGUUUAUAUAUCUAGGGCAUGAGA